AUGAAUUAAAAUUUGAGAAGGAAUCUCGGUAAAUUUGAGAAGUUUAUAGAGCCUCAUCAGUUUGGAUCUAGCUUACUGUUUAAAUCAAAAGAAGAAACAGAGAAACUGUUUCACCAAUAUCAAUCUUUGUUGACUGAAGGAAAAUAGCCAGAGAUCACAACUAAUUCAGAUCAUAAAUUGCUUGAUAUGUUCUUUGUGGCAAGAAUUGCCCAAUAGAGCAAGUAGCAUGGUGAAGCGAUUUUUAGUUUCAUUGAUUAAACUAUUAAAUCUCAACCAAAGUUUGAUCUUGGAAAUGCUAAAGAAAACUUUUCUUACGCAAGAAUUUGGUAAACAUUAACAAAUUAAAGAUAGAUUGCAAAAAAUGACAUUUUCUUGAAGCUAAUAGAAGUAGGUGAGAUGUAGCUGUCAAAAAUCUAGGCAGACAACCUUGCUAUGAUAAUGAACUCACUGCUCUAAAUGCUUGAAAACUAAGGCAACUAACUAAGUGAAAGUAAUAUCAGGAUACUCAAAGAAUUCUAUUCAAAAGUUAAAACAAAUUUUGAGCAUAAAAUCGCAAAUAGUCCAGCUGAAAAACUUCAGUUUGUAAUAUACUCAAUACUCAGAAACCUUUCAACUUCUAAAAUGACUGCAAGAGAAUCCUAAUUUUUCUAGCCACUUUCCAAAGAAUGUGUUUAUAAAAUAAUAGAGGCAGUAGAAUUGUGCUUUUAGGAUUCCAAAUUAUUCUAUAAAAUCGAUAGUGUAUUUUUCUUGAAGAGGUUAUAGAAUGAACUUUCUCCUGAAAUUAUAAGUCUAAUUGAUCAAAUGGUUGGAAACACUAAGACUAUAAAAGAGGAUAUUUUCCUACUUCAAACUAACUAGAUUUUAAGAUUCAUAGAAAUACUGAACCCAAGUCAAUACAUUAAAUUCAUUAAGCUAACAGAACAAUAGAUUGGCAAUUAAGUUAUACCUAAGCUCUAUUUAUCAGAGAUCUCAUACUUCUUAACACUAAUGGAUAAAAACAUACCUAGACAUAAAAAAUAGAUUAUACAAAUUGAAAGAAUUUAAAAUAAGAUUUAAUAGAGAAUAUUUACUUUACUCGAUAAAUAAGAGCAAAGACAUGAUAAUGCAAAUCUUGCUCAAUUACUUAAGUCUCUUAGUAAACUAGAGAUCUUGAAUGAAAGAGUUAAUUUUGCUCUCUAAAAUUGCAUAAUAAUGAAUUUAUAAAGCAACUCAAACUUAGGGCCUCAUGACAUUUUAUACAUAUUAAAGGCAUUUGAAGAAGAACCUAAAUCAAUGGAAAAAGAUUUAUUUAUAUUCAUUGAGAAUAUAAUAAUCAAAUAAUUGGAGGAGAAAAAUAUCACCAAGCCAUCUUAAUUCUUCGGAUUGAUGCUCCAGACACUAAGAUUAGGGCAUUUCAAGUAGGAAUUAUAUCUGAAAUUCCUCGAUGAGAUAGCAACAGUGUAUCUAUAAGAUGAUCUGAAGUUUAUGGAUCUGAAUAUCGCCAACAACAUACUUUUUUCUUAUUCAUUAUUGUACUCAAGCAAUAACAUGAGAAAAACUGACAUAGAUAUUAAAGCUCAGGAUCAUUUGCUCAAAAGAUGCUUUGAAAUUAUUAGAGACAAAGAAUUCAAUAUUUUCAGCAUUAAUCCUCUCAAUAUUUACAAAGCAUUGGUCUACUUGUCUCAUCACAAAAUCUUAAACUAAGAGUUAACUGACAUUUAUGACAAAAUAUAGCAAUACUUUGAAUAGUAUAGAAAGACCAACCCUAUUAAGACAGAUUUCUUUCAGCAAAAAUAAGUUUUCUAAAUAGCAAAGAAAAUAUUUGGAGAUGAUUUAUAGUAUGAAAUGGAAUGUUCAAUAGAUGAACGCGAAGUUUUUUACGUGGACUUUUGGAAUAAAAACAGCAAAGUUGUAAUUGAUUUUAGAGGUAACUAGCAUUAUCUGUUUGGUGACACUUCUAAGCAUGUCUAUCACGAAGAUCUUAGAAACAAGAUCAUUUAAAUAUUUGGCAAUAAAUGCAAAGUUUUAAAUAUCAGGCAAUAUACAGCAAUGGUUAUUGACGAUUAGAAAGAAGCUUUAGUCAAGGAGUUAUUCUCAUGA
Stylonychia lemnae is the source of this 2079-nucleotide messenger RNA. Lineage: Eukaryota; Ciliophora; Spirotrichea; Sporadotrichida; Oxytrichidae. The record is from the annotation of a GenBank genome assembly.